AUGUUGUCCAUGCACAAGACUCAUACCUAUGUGCUUCCUCCCUCCAACAACUACAACGUGAACCAUCACCACCACCUGCCUCAUGCCAUGCCGCCGACCAACCAACCUGCGGAACGUCGCGACUCCACCCGCUCGGUGAUGUUGGCGGACAUCCCCGCUCUCGCCGACUGCCCUUUAGUCGACGACUCAUCUCUCUCCCACCGCAACAGCAUCAGCACCACCGACGGCUUUUCCAACGAUUCGCCUGUCUCGUGGGAUGGCGACGGCCCCUCCGAUCAUUCUCCCGCUGCCGAGGUCGACGUCAAAAUCCAGGACGGGUCGCACCAUCCGUUUGCCACGACCGCAAUAACUUCACCCAAAGCCUUUCGCUUCAACGUGAUCGCAUCCCACGGGAUGGAGGCCGUCAUGGGCGAGGUGACACCCAAGAUCGAGGAGAUAGACGAUGUGGACGAGUUGCAGAGUAUUAAGCCCGUGGGAGUGGAGACGAUGGCCCAUGCGAGUUCUACCCAUCCGGAUUCCACGGCUGCUCCCGUCAACGUCCCACGGAAACGUGGACGGCCACGCAAACAUCCGCUGCCAGCGCCCGGGGGUCAGGUCAAAAUCACCAAGGGUCGAUCCAAGACGGGUUGUAUUACCUGUCGCCGGCGAAAGAAGAAAUGCGACGAGACCAAGCCAGCGUGUCUCAACUGUCAGAAGAACGCCGUCGUCUGCGAGGGCUAUCCGCCGAAAGAAAUCUGGAAGAGUGGCAAGCAGAAGCUUGAGGAUGCAGUCCGCACCCAGAGCAUGGUUGCUCGCUCCCUGCCUCUGCUGAUUGACGGAAUCGAAACCGAGAUCGACCGGCGUUUCCUGGAUCACUUCGUUUACAGCUUUAGUCGCGUCCUGACCCUGAUCAACGAUGACUCCAACCCGUUCAAGGAGAUCCUCCUUCCUAUGGCCACCCAGCACCGGGGGUUAAUGCACUCUCUCAUGUGUCUCUCCGGGUCCCACCUAUCGGCUCUCGAUCCGGAACCAAAGCUGAAAGAGCGGAAGUAUUACCAUUUCCAUCGCGCCAUCAGAGACCUCAAGGAAAACAUCACCACAUCCUCGGGGGCCGUGCAGGAGCCUGAACUUCUAGUGGAGGAUCCCAUUAUUGCAUCCACUAUUGCUCUCAGCCUGAACACCAUCUGCGAAGGGGAGGUCAACGGGGAAUACCGGCCACACAUGGAUGCCGCCCGGUUCCUGCUCACAACGCAGGCCCCGCGGAACGAGAAGUUCCGGCAGUUCAUCGUCGAGUUCUUCCAGUACCAUGAUGUCUCCAACUCCAUCACUUCGCUGGAUCGCCGCCCGGCCCUUCAAGGUGGCCUGCGGUUGCCUGACUUUGUGCCACAUGCACAGGCAGGGAUGUUCCUGGGAGUGUUCGAUGGCCUAUUCAACUACAUUUCCGAAGUGACUCGGAUUCGGGACCGGAUCCGACAACGGUCCAAUGAAGGGUAUGAGCCCGCUGUUGACUACCAGAUUCUGGGUGAUGCUGUCUCCAUCGAUUCUGCCAUUCGAGCCUGGGAGACGUCGUAUGCGCCCAACACUCCGAAUUACUACCUGGCGCAGCUGUAUCGCCAGUCUACUUGGGUGUAUUUGUACCGUACCAUUCGACCGUCACGACCUAGUGAGAAGAUCGCACAGGUUGUAGAUGACGGUCUAUCUUUCCUGGACCAGUUACCUCAAGACGCAGGUGCCUACAGUAUUGUGCUGAUGCCGCUGUUCCUCCUGGGAUGUUCUGCAUUCGUGCCCCGUCAGCGGGAGCGGAUAAAAAAGGGCUUUGAAACGCUCAAGGCCUACUCCAACCUUCGCAACAUCGAGCCCGCCUUCAAAGUGGUAGAGCGGGUAUGGGAUGUGAUGGACACGAAAAUAGAAGAGAGUUGGGACUGGGAGAAGAUUAUUAACGACAUGAACAUGGAUUUCCUUAUUACCUAGGCUGCUUCUUGCACCCUUGCAUGUUUCUUUCUUACUUAUUCCGGUUGCAUAUUCACCAGUUCCUGGUGGUCUUUUCUUGGUUCUCUGAGCCGUUUGAUGUAUGUAUCUUUUUCUUUCUUCUUUCUUCCAUUUCUUUCUUUUUCUUCAUCUACCGAAUGGCGAAAGGGCAACAGGACCGAGGGUGAGCAGCCCCAAACGCGAGAGACGAACGGGCAUGGCGUCAGCGGGCAUGAUAGGGGC
Molecule: messenger RNA, 2190 nt
Organism: Aspergillus sclerotioniger CBS 115572
Lineage: Eukaryota; Fungi; Ascomycota; Eurotiomycetes; Eurotiales; Aspergillaceae
Product: Zn(II)2Cys6 transcription factor
Exons: 3
Coding region: 1-1950 (649 amino acids)
Biological process (GO): positive regulation of transcription by RNA polymerase II
Cellular component (GO): nucleus
Molecular function (GO): DNA-binding transcription factor activity, RNA polymerase II-specific; zinc ion binding; transcription cis-regulatory region binding
Source: RefSeq, a predicted model, not a curated record